ACAAACAGUUUUUGGAAGAGUAAAUGUUGAUGCUCGGAAGGUCAAAUAAUUAAGAAGGUCAAAUAUUUGUUUGCAUACCUUGUCACAUUUAACCAUCGGGCUGAAAUAACAUUAUAGAUUGAAAUCUAUCGGAUCAACUCAUUUUUUUUCUGUAGGUGAAACCAAGACAUAAUAUGAGCAGCUCGGAUAAUCUGGAACCAUUACUGCUCAAACGGGCAACCAAUUGGCUUCCUCUUAGCGAUCGGGGGGAGGGGGCAGAAGAUGGGGGGACUGCGCAAGAGAUGAGACGCGCUCACACAUUCACAAGCAUAGCAAACAGUCUUAUGAGCUACCAAGAAGGAUGUGGGGGUGGUGGUGUUAAUGGGUAUGGGGGCGUUUCGCAAAACAAUUUGGGUGUCCCGGGGCAGUAUACGGAUAUGGAUGAUGGAGAUUAUGAUGGUGUUAACUACAAAGACGACAUCAUUUCAUCACGAUCAAUCCACCUUGAUGAUAAAAGCUUUAACUCAGACGGCGACUUGACUGAGCUCUCGUCAAACUUCGGCAACUUCGGCUUCGGUCCGUCUAUUCGGAAGUCUAUGUCGGCGAAAUACGAGAAAGCACACAGCAAGUGGUUCCACAAGCUAGACCGGUUUGGACUCGCUUUUUUCUACGAGAAACGAAGCCUUUUCAGGGUUUUUUUGUUCACGCUUCUAUGUACUGUAGCUGCAUUUAUCUACAUGAUUGAAGACUAUCAACAAUGCACCACUAAGUUUAUGGGUCUAACUAAAUCAGCGGGUGCACGAACUUUGGAAGGGUUCCAAGUUAAUUCUGGGCUGAAAUAUUACGGAGUCGAUGUGAAAAUGAGGGGCAUGUUCAAUCCGAACAUUCAAGACACGAGCGCAAUGAACGAAUCACUUUUCGUCUCGUUUUGCAACAAAAUAGGCAAAAACACAGAGUGUUACGGGGAUAAAUACUUGGCAUUGGAGGUUAACGGGUCAGACCCAGAACUGAUCGAAUGGACCCAAACCCUCAAACACGAGGACCACACAAUCAUGCAGUUUCAACUGAUCAAUUUUCGCAGGAUUUCGUUCGAGGUGGAAUACUGCUUCGUGACCAACUUCUCCCGAGCAGAGGUGCCGAUUGCCAUUUGUCUCCUGAUGAUGCUAUACAUUCUUCUAAUCACAGAGAUGAUGCAUAAGACCCUGGCAGCCAUGUUGACCUCCACUUUGUCGCUGGGUGCUCUGAGUCUGAUGAAUAAGGGACCUGAUCUGGACACCGUGGUCGACUGGAUAGAGUGGGAGACUCUGUUUCUCCUCUUUGGAAUGAUGCUGCUCGUGGCUGUGUUUGCGGAGAGUGGUUUCUUCGACUAUUUGGCAGUUGUCGCCUACAGAUUGUCGAAGGGGGAUCAGUGGAGCAUCAUCUUCAUCCUCUGUGCAGUCACCGCCACAACAUCCGCAUUCCUUGACAAUGUCACCACCAUCUUGUUAUUGACACCUGUCACCAUCAAUCUCUGCCAGGUAUUGCAUAUGGAGUCCAAAUGGGUCUUAAUCGCAGAGGUCAUCCUAUCAAACAUCGGAGGCACUGCAACAGCUAUCGGGGACCCUCCUAACGUAUUGAUUGUGUCAUCCGAGCACCUGUCGGGGAGGGGUCUCUCCUUCCCCAUCUUCACCCUCCACCUCUUCCCCGGCUCUUUUCUGGCCUGUUUCGGGGCCAUGGGUCUCAUCCGGGUGCUCUACUCCAGAGUUAGUCUGGAGACCAAGAGAGACGUGGGAGACGUCACUUUCGAGAAAGAGUUGAACAUGUGGAGACAUACUAUGGCAAGAGUCGGAGUUGUGUCACGCGAGGAAAAGAACGUGCGACGUGCUCUUAUUGUUCACAUGCAACAUCUGGUCCAAUCCAGACGACGCCACGUGACCAGAAUGGAACAACUGGAACAACAGAACAAGGGGGUCCACGGGGGUAAGAGGGGAGUGAAUAAAGAAGAGCAGUUCCAGUCUAAGUUGGCUGAACUGGAGAAGAAUUACGUCAUCAGAGACAAAGUCUUGCUCACAAAGUGCUGUGUUGUCCUCAUCUCGGUAGUGUGCAUGUUGUUCAUGCAGUCCACUCCCCUCUUCUCCACCGAACUGGGCAUAGUGGCUGUGCUGGCUGCCAUCCUCCUCCUCCUACUCACUGAUCUCCAGGAGUUGCAGGAUGUGUUGCACAGAGUAGAGUGGGACACCCUCAUAUUCUUCGCAUGUCUGUUCGUCGUCAUACAGGCAAUGAACGAGAUGGGUCUGAUCUCUUUCCUGGUGGGUGUGAGCACAGAGUUGAUUGGCAGUUUCCCCUCCUCCCUCCAGUUCCCAGUGGCACUCACUGUGGUUCUAUGGACAUCCGCCCUCGUCUCCUCCUUCAUAGACAACAUCCCCUUCACUCAGGCCAUGAUCCCGGUCAUAGUGGACUUGUGUGACCAGAAUCACCACUUGUACCUCAAACCACUCAUAUACGCGCUGGCUUUCGGCGCUUGUUUCGGUGGAAACGGGACAAUAAUCGGCGCCUCGGCCAACGUAGUUUGUGCAGGCAUAGCUGAGAGCAAGGGCACCAAGAUAUCUUUCAAAGACUUCUUCAUCAUCGGAUUUCCCGUCAUGCUUCUAACCACUACAAUCGCAACUGUCUAUUUGUUCACAAGUCACUUAUUGCUGCAGUGGGGAAACGAAUGAAAAACUUCAAAACCAGCUGAUUCGCGGAGAACAGAAAUCAAACAGUGUACUUAGUUUCUAACAAAAUUAUCUGCAUAUUCAUAAACUUUUUUAAAGCAUCCAACUAUUGACCAAAUUUAAAAAAAGAUUUGUCAUUGAAACCAAAUUUAAAACUUCC
Symsagittifera roscoffensis is the source of this 2832-nucleotide messenger RNA. Its product is annotated as P protein-like. The coding region runs from base 174 to 2675 and encodes 833 amino acids. Gene Ontology annotation, cellular component: membrane. NCBI's taxonomy places the organism in Eukaryota, Metazoa, Xenacoelomorpha, Acoela, Convolutidae. Gene Ontology annotation, biological process: transmembrane transport. The record is from RefSeq and is a predicted model, not a curated record. The transcript is spliced from 13 exons.